Laetiporus sulphureus 93-53 is the source of this 246-nucleotide messenger RNA. RefSeq lists its product as uncharacterized. The transcript has a single exon. NCBI's taxonomy places the organism in Eukaryota, Fungi, Basidiomycota, Agaricomycetes, Polyporales, Laetiporaceae. The annotation marks the transcript as partial. Gene Ontology annotation, molecular function: protein binding. The record is from RefSeq and is a predicted model, not a curated record.
GACCCGGAGACCGCAUCGCACUUUGCGCGUGUCGAGACCAUCCGCAGGCCGUUCGUCCCAACGAUGGAUGACGAGAUGUCAGUGCUGCCCGGCGAGACGGUACGCAUGCUGCUGCGCUUCGAUGAUGGGUGGGCGUAUGCAGAAAAAGUGGGUAGUGGCCGGCGGGGGCUCAUCCCGAUCGACUGCUUGCGUAUGCCUGAGGAAGACCUGCCCGCGUUCCUCGCUUCCAAACGCUUGAGUAGUUAU